ACCAGAAGCCGCAUACAGACAGCAAUGAUGGCCGAUCCACUAGUCAGUUUGGCACAUCCCCCGGUCAACUGUCCGGAUAAAACACCCAUCCAGAUCCUACAUGAAUACGGCAUCAAAGUCGGCAGCGCGCCUAAGUACGAGCUACUACGCGCUGACGGGGACGCGCACCAGCCCUGUUUCAGGUUCAGCGUUACUAUAGAAGAAAUUUCCUGCAAAGGUGAAGGAUCCACUAAAAAGGCAGCGAAGCAUGAAGCUGCAGAAGCCGCAAUUAAAUUAUUGAAACUGGACACCCAGCCUAAUGAUCAGAGAAGGAAUAAUGGCAUUUCUUCUGAAGCAGGUGAUGUGUCCAAUGCUGUGGGAAUACUGCAGGAACUGGCCAUGCAGAGGGUGUGGUGCCUGCCCGAGUAUGUGUUGUGUAUGGAAUCAGGGCCUGAUCACAGGAAAGAGUUCACCAUUGGCUGCCGUCUAGAAGGAUUGGAGGAGACAGGGACAGGCAGUUCAAAAAAGCUGGCCAGACGAGCAGCAGCUGAACGAAUGCUGGGGAAAUUGCAGAGUUUGUCAGGAUCCCCUGAAAUCACAUGGAGCCCACCGUCUCGUGUGUAUAUGGAGCGUCUUCGGCACUCUGUGGGAGAGAACAUUUCUGUCCUGAAGACGACACCACUGAGCAUGCCAAACACAGACUAUAUUCAAAUGCUGCUGGAGCUCUCUCUGGAGCAGGGCUUUCAGGUCACGUAUAUGGACAUUGAUGAGCUGACAGUGAAUGGGCAGUACCAAUGUUUGGUGGAGCUGUCCACCAGGCCGGUGACAGUGUGUCACGGAUCUGGAAUGACCAGCAGUAACGCCCACAACACUGCUGCACACAACGCUCUACAGUACAUUAAGAUGGUCGCUAAUCAACACUAACAGCAGUUCUGGGACCAGCGGUUACACCAUGUAUAUUAACGCUGAACUCCGAUCAACUCGAGCAGACCUGCACGUACUGAUCCACGAAGAUGCGGCAGAUUGAUUCACCAAGGCUUGUUUGACACAGCUGGCUUAAGCAAGAGCAGACAGACAUCGAGCUUCCACACGACAGCGUUUCUGCUGCGUAAGCGAUGUGCAGCUACAUUUCAAUUAAAGUCAUUCCUUGACACCACACUUCAUUUAUAAUUGUUAAAGAAUAAACCGUUUGUUGUAUAAAUGGUUAUUAGACAUGGGAAAGAACUAUUACACACUUGAUUGCCAUGACAUCUAAUAUACAAUUACAUUUACAACUAGUAAUUAACUUCCUGCUUAAGUUUAUAAUUGUUUUGUUUUUCCAAGCAAUGAACAAAAAAUAAAUUGCUCAAUACUUCUGAAAUGUAAUAUGGUACUGAUUACAGAGUACACAACUGAAAUUAUAAUCAGUAGUGAAAUCUUUAUAAUGACAAUUUAGGUAAUCUAAUAUAAUGGUUUAUUAAAUAUUUUACGAAAAUCAAAUUAUAGGUGUAUUAAAUGCCAAUAUAUCCUCCUCCAGAAAUCAAACAACAAUUUGCUAGACAAAACUAAAAGGCAAUAUAAGCAAUCUGUAAUCCUUUAUCUACAUUUUUAAAUGAGCAUAUUCAUAUUUCAUAUAAUGUUCUCUAAUUACCAGUGCUUGAUUUUUGUAAUCUGAUUACAUAAUCCAGGUCAUGUGUAAUCUGUUACUACCCAUCACUGGUUGCUGAAUAGGUUUCUAGUGCUUUUCCAAGAUGUUUGCCCUCCGCACUGAAGCUCUUCUUGCAGUCAUGCCUCUGCUGUUCAUGUGCUCGUGUGACUGCUUUAACAGAAGCUGUGUAAAACAGGCCCUAGAAUCAGAAGAAUUGGACUUUAUGCUACAUAUUUCACAAAUAAACAAGUGGUGUUCGUCAAGCCUAUGUAGUCUUAAAUCUGGUUUUUCUUUGGUUUGUUUUCAACUGAAAAUGUAUGAAUGUGGAUGUGGCCUCAUAACCCAUAUGUGGAAACCAGCAUUUUUAAUCAUUUUCACUUCUUUUAAGGUUAUGAUUUUUUAAACCGUGUACUUUUCCUAAUUAAUUAUUUCUGUCCCAUGAAACUUACAUGAAA
This is a messenger RNA of Xyrauchen texanus (razorback sucker), 2061 nucleotides long. It is a transcript of the gene prkra, whose product is annotated as protein kinase, interferon-inducible double stranded RNA dependent activator. Lineage: Eukaryota; Metazoa; Chordata; Actinopteri; Cypriniformes; Catostomidae. The transcript has 8 exons. Bases 25 to 903 code for a protein of 292 amino acids. The record is from RefSeq and is a predicted model, not a curated record.